This is a messenger RNA of Cotesia congregata, 702 nucleotides long. NCBI's taxonomy places the organism in Eukaryota, Metazoa, Arthropoda, Insecta, Hymenoptera, Braconidae. The record is from the annotation of a GenBank genome assembly.
AUGGACAGAGAAAGAUGGCCGUGGAUUAUUAUGAAAGAAGAAAUGAGAGGUUUACUAAACGGAAGAGCAACAAAAUGGGGUAAAGAAGUGAAAAAAAUAUUAGAAAAAAUGGGUUGUGAGGAAGUAGUCAGGAUGAUAUAUAAAGAGCAGGAAAUAGAAGAAAUAGAAACAAAACUGGACGAAGGGAUAAUGAGAAUAAAAGAAGAAGCAAAAAAAGAAGACGAGGAGGCGAUAGAGAAAUCAUCAUACUGCAAAUUAUAUAAGAAAAUAAAAAUAGACAAAGAUAAAAAUUACUAUUGGGGAAAAGAUGAAAUAAGUGGGGAAGAUAAGGAAACAUGGGCGAGGGUACGAUGUGGGAACAUAGGAAGAGGGGGAAAGAAAGGAUUUAAGGAUUGGAGAUGCAGAGUAUGUGAGGGGGAAGAAGAAACCCUGAUGCAUAUAAUGAAAUGUGAAGAAAUAUAUGAAAAAGUUGGAGAAGAAGGAAAGAGUUUUUUAAAUGAAUGGAAAAAUUUAGAAAAUGAAGAGGUUGAAGAAAGAUUAAUAGAAGUACUAAAGGGAAGAAUAGACGGGAGAGCAUGCACGGUCUUCAGAAAAAUUGAAGAGAUCCUAAGGGAAAAAACGGGAUUGCGGAAUUUGGGGCAGGAGGGUCACCAGAACAACGACGUGCAAACAAGAGGAAAAAAGAAAAGAAAAGAAAAAUAG